AUGUAUGGAAAUAAAUUUAAAGACCAAGAAGCUGGAUUCAUUGCAGAUAAACUAAAAACAAAUGAAAAAAUAGAACCACAAAUCCGAAAUAUUAAUGAGAUUCCGUACACGAACCCUCAACUUACACAGCUGAUUAAGAGCAAUAUUAACAGCACAGGUGUCAAUUUCGCCGGUAAAAAUCUAAAUGAUCAAGAUAUGAAAAUCGUGGCAAACGAAUUACUACAAGUGAAUAAGACAUUAACACGAUUGGACUUGUAUACAAAUCAGAUCGGAGACAGUGGGGCACAAUAUUUGGGUGAAGCUCUGAAAACUAAUAAAAGCGUGACUUUAUUACAACUUCAAACUAAUCAAAUUGGAGAUAGUGGGGCACAGUAUUUGGCUGAUGCGUUGAAAGUUAAUAAGGUAAGCUAA
This is a messenger RNA of Rotaria socialis, 411 nucleotides long. The record is from the annotation of a GenBank genome assembly. Lineage: Eukaryota; Metazoa; Rotifera; Eurotatoria; Philodinida; Philodinidae.